ACGAAGAAGAAGAAGGAGCAGCACAACACAGCAACGAUUCAGUUUUGCGGCGUUUUUCUAAUCAGUCCAUCAUGUCCGGCUCUUCCAGCACGCUCCAGUUUUGCUUUCCCACCCACGGUGACGCCAUCCUGUGCAAGAUGCAAGCUCUGAGGGAGGAGCGUCGUUUCUGUGAUGUCACCCUCGUCCUCGGUGCCUUGCAGGGCCCCGCCACACAGCUCCACUAUUUCCACGGUCACAGGGUGGUGCUGGCGGCAUCCUCGGACUUCCUGCGGGAUCAGUUCCUUCUUCACGAGGGCCAGUCACAGCUGAGUGUGCACGUAGUGCCCAGUGUGGAAAUCGGAAAGAGGCUCCUGCUCUCCUGCUACACCGGCCUCCUGGAGGUGCCUCUGAGAGAGCUGGUGAGCUACCUUACUACAGCCAGUGCACUGCAGAUGAGCCAGGUGGUGGAGAAAUGUGCUCAGGCUGUCUCCCAGUACCUCAGUCCCACCCUGGCUUUUUUAAAAGUGGAAAAUCCUUUGAGCAGUGAUGAAAAGAGAAGGAAAUCCAACCAGAAACACAGCGAGUCGUCAGCUAUUUGUUGCAAGGAGGAAGAGGACAGUGAUGCAGCACAACCCAGCACCAGCAGCCUGGAUGGAGGAGCAGAAGGGCUUCAGCUUCACUUGAGGCUCAGUAAAGGAACAAAGGAGGGCAGUCGGGAUGUGUGGGAGGUCACAGAGGACAGGAAGGUAGUUAGAAGUAGCUUAGACUUAUCUGAAGAUGGUCUCUGUUUGCUUGACACCUUAGAAUCUGAGGAAGACGGUGGCAUCCAGCCCACCAACAACCCAACCUACAGAGUCCAGCCCGACACAGACACCCACAAACACAAACCAAGGCCAUCGACGACUUUUCAAAAUCACAUAUCGUCCACCAGAAGAAGUCCUGCUCUUCAUGCAGAGUUGGUGGACAGCUCCCAGAACCAGGACGAAGAGGAGAGGGAAAGGUCAAGAGACGAUGAGGAAAUGUGUGACCUGGCUGCUCGUCUGCAAGAUGUCGGCGAGUCCACAGACUCCCGCCUGCUUUGUCAGAGGCCGUAUCUGUGCAGGAGGUGUGACCGAAUCUUCCAGCACCUGGAGAGCUACGUGAGCCACCUGAAGGAGCACAGGCAGUACCUGUGUUUGGUCUGCGGGAAAAGCUUCUCGCAGAAGAGCAACCUGACCCGCCACAUACGCGUCCACACCGGGGUUAAGCCAUUCCUGUGCCCGCUGUGCCACAAGACGUUUUCCCAGAAGGCCUCUCUGCAGGACCAUCUCAACCUGCACACAGGGGACAAACCCCACAAAUGCAACUAUUGCGCCGUGCACUUUGCGCACAAGCCGGGCCUGAGGCGGCACCUGAGAGAGAUCCACGGGAAGACCAGCCUGCAAAACGUGCUCGAGGAAACUGUGGACUGAAGCCGGAGCUGCUCUUAGUUCACGUGUUGUGACUUUGGAAGCAUGUUUCAAGUAUAUAUUACAGUGAUGUGAAAACUCAAAGUGCACGUUUGAGUUAAUUCUAGCAUCAUUCUGUGGCUUCUGCAGUAUUUUUCAUGUGGGUGCAGAACAUGUUACUCCUGUUGCACAUAUUGUACAAAUUAAACAGACACUGGUGUGGCUUUGGACAAAAUUUUGAUACCAGCGGGAGAUUCUGCACUUUAUGGCUGCUAUGGAUUGUAUUUAUGAAAUGAGGCAAAUGCUUCACGCUGUGCUUGGCUCGCUAUCUCACCCGCCCCAAGCAGAUUUUUGCACUGGGUGUAUAGUUAAAACUUUGGUGUCAUUUUAUUCAGAACGUACCAAAGUAUUUGCCUUCUGUGUUACGUUACCAUAAGUAUUAAUACAGAUAUUCAGCUAUGAGUCUUAACAUUCUCUUAAAACUACAGUGUGUAGGAUUUAGUGUCAUCUAGUGGUGAGAUUGCCUAUUACAAUGUACCAUCGCCGGUCACGAUCUUGUUUCUCUUCAUGUUUUCGCUUCUGUAGUUGAUGGAUAUUCAUGCUCUCUUGUCUUCUGGUGUGAUGUUUAAUAUACAUGAGCCUCUAAUUCAUACAAAUGAGAGUUCUGAAACUCGUCAGCCUCCAUAACCAAGCAGACAUUCUGAAAUGAAAGUGCAUCCAUUUGUUGUUGCAGCUUUCAAUACAUUAAAGAACAGAUUGGUUAUGAAUGCUAUAUUCCAUUUCUACUCAUAAAUGCCCCUAAAUCCUACACACUGUAGCUUUAAGUAUAUCUCUUGUACAUGUGACGAUAAAUAUAUUAGAUUGCUUUCCUGUUACUGAAGUACAAUAAGGGCAGCGGAGGGACCCAGGGUAUACACGGAGAAGAAUGCUGAGGAUGGUGGCCAAGGAGGAGGUUUGUAGAUGUAGGGAGGGAGGACAUGCAGGUGGUUUGUGUGACAGAAGAUGACGCAGAGAACAGGGUGAGAUGGCACUGGAUGAUCUGCUGUUGCAACCCCUAACAGGAACAACCAAAAGAACGAGAGUCUAAUUUGGUCAGUUGGUGUUUGAGGAUUUUAAGCUCCAAAUCUGAUCUUUAGGUCCCAUUCUACUCCUCCCUAAAUAGUGUGACUAAUGGGUGAAUUUUAUUGUUUUUGACUGUCACCUUGGGAACGCUACAUCCUUCCUUAAAUACCUCACAAAUGACUGAACAAAGUCAAUUUUUCAUGACUUUGAAUAUUAUUAUGAAGAUGAAUU
Thalassophryne amazonica is the source of this 2699-nucleotide messenger RNA. Its product is annotated as zinc finger and BTB domain-containing protein 26-like. Lineage: Eukaryota; Metazoa; Chordata; Actinopteri; Batrachoidiformes; Batrachoididae. Gene Ontology annotation, molecular function: DNA-binding transcription factor activity, RNA polymerase II-specific; RNA polymerase II cis-regulatory region sequence-specific DNA binding; protein binding. The record is from RefSeq and is a predicted model, not a curated record. Gene Ontology annotation, biological process: regulation of transcription by RNA polymerase II. The coding region runs from base 72 to 1430 and encodes 452 amino acids. The transcript is spliced from 3 exons. Gene Ontology annotation, cellular component: nucleus.